ACAUUCAUGUUCCUUCUCUUUGUCUCCCUCCUUCGUUUGCGAUCACAAAAAAUUAAAUUCAUUGUCAAUGAAUGGGGACAUUUCAGAGCUUCAGAAAGGCCUAUGGUGCUCUUAAGGACUCCACCAAGGUUGGUCUUGCCAAGGUCAAUAGCGAAUACAAGGAUUUGGAUAUUGCAAUCGUAAAGGCUACCAAUCACGUAGAAUAUCCUCCUAAGGAACGUUAUGUUCGAAAGAUCUUCGAUGCAACAUCAGCGCAACAACCACGAGCAGAUGUGGCUUACUGCAUUCAUGCACUGUCCCGGAGACUAUCCAAAACAAGAAGUUGGGUUGUUGCUAUAAAGAUUUUAAUAGUCAUUCAUAGGACUUUAAGAGAGGGCGAUCCUACCUUCACAGAAGAACUUCUAGGCUUCUCGCGCAGGGGAAAUGUUCUCCAAAUAUCCAAUUUUCUAGAUGAUUCAAGCCCUACAGCUUGGGAUUGUUCUGCAUGGAUCCGAAUGUAUGCUCUAUUUUUAGACGAAAGACUACAAUGUCUUAGAAUCCUUAGAUAUGACAUUGAAUCUGAGCAUUUACCUCUCACAUCAAUUGUUACUGAGGCACAUAGCAGAACGCGCAUGUUACGUUCUGAUGAGCUGCUGGAACAAAUACCUGCGCUUCAGCAACUUCUUUACCGGCUUAUUGGUUGUCAGCCUGAAGGAGCAGCCUAUAACAUUUUUCUCAUACAGUAUGCACUGGCGUUGGUACUAAAAGAGAGCUUCAAAAUAUAUUGUGCAAUCAAUGAUGGAAUUAUAAAUCUCGUGGACAUGUUCUUUGAUAUGUCAAGACAUGAAGCAGUGAAGGCUCUAAAUAUAUAUAAAAGAGCAGGCCAACAGGCUAAACAUCUCGCCAAUGUCUAUGAAUAUUGCAAGGGCUUGGAUCUUGCCAGGAAUUUUCAGUUCCCAACGCUACGGCAGCCACCUCCAUCUUUUAUUGCCACAAUGGAAGAAUACAUCAAAGAAGCACCGCAGACCGGCUCUGUUCAAAAGAGACUGGAGUAUCAAAAAACCAUUGAGUCAAUCCAUGAACCAGAACCAGAAGAACCUAACGAGCCUGAUGAAAUCGAGGAACAGGCUGAAGAAGUAAAUGAGGAAAAGCCAUUAGAGACGGUGGAAGAAAUACAGGAGAAGGAAGUGGAGCCUGAGUUGCAUCCUCUGAUUUCAACUGAAGCUACUGAUGAUUUGCUGGGUCUGAAGGAAAUAAAUUCAAACGCUCAAGAAUUGGAAGAUGGCAAUGCGUUGGCUCUUGCAAUUGCUCCAACUGGCGGAAAUAAUGUAAAUGAGCGUCGUUUGAACGACAUUGCUGGUGCUUCUAGUUGGGAACUUGCUUUGGUUACUGCACCGGGUAACCAUAGCAUUCAAACUCCAGAUGGCAAAAUGGCUGGUAGGUUUGACAAGCUAUUACUAGACAGUUUGUGUGAAGACGAACAUUCUAGGAGACAAUUUCAGUUCCAAAAUGCAGGCUAUGGACAUGAAGGAAUGAUUCUGCAGAACAAAUUUGAUCAAAACCAGAACCAGAACGAUCCGUUUGCAACGUCCAACAACAUAGCCCCUCCAACUAAUGUACAAUUGGCUUUAGCAGCUCAACAACAACAGCAUAAUACGAUGAUAGUCUCUCAUCAAUACCCUCCUCAGCAAAUGCAGCUUGUAGGUUCUAAUCCUAACCCGUUUGGAGAUCCCUUGCCCUCAUCAAGCUAUCCUCAAAGUUCAAUGCCUCAGCGAGGACAUUAUAAUUUAACGUAG
This is a messenger RNA of Neltuma alba, 1775 nucleotides long. Its product is annotated as putative clathrin assembly protein At5g57200. The transcript has 15 exons. Gene Ontology annotation, cellular component: clathrin-coated pit; clathrin-coated vesicle. Gene Ontology annotation, biological process: clathrin coat assembly; clathrin-dependent endocytosis; vesicle budding from membrane. The record is from RefSeq and is a predicted model, not a curated record. Gene Ontology annotation, molecular function: 1-phosphatidylinositol binding; SNARE binding; clathrin heavy chain binding. Lineage: Eukaryota; Viridiplantae; Streptophyta; Magnoliopsida; Fabales; Fabaceae. Bases 72 to 1775 code for a protein of 567 amino acids.